UCGGGGACGUUUCUGUGUGUGUGACAUUUCCUUCGUGACUGGUAGAGAACAGGUUCGGAAACACCUCCGUGGCUGCUGCCAGUUGUCCCCGCGCCUCUCGCCCAAGGGCAGUCUACGCGUGUGUCACGUGAAAGAAUGGAAGGGACUCAUUUGAUAAAACACGCAAAAUAAUAUUAUUUUACUUCGGAGCUCCGUCAGUAUAUUUUGGGAAAUUAUGGAUCGUCACAUUCCCAUGCACGCAUUACCUGAAGAAAUCCAAAAGAUGUCCCCUGAUGAAAAAGUUUGUAAGUACUGUGGAGUCAGCUAUUUAAUUCUACACGAGUUUAAAGCUAUGGAAGAAAAAGUGAAAGCGAUGGAAAAAGAGAUGAAAUUUUAUCAAGGAAGUGUAGAACGUGAAAAGAUACUUCAAGAAAAGCUGCAUUCUCUCAGCCAAGAUUUUGAACAGUACAAAAUUAACAAUGACUCCAAAACAGAAAGAAUCCAAGCUGGAAGCAUGCAAUUAAAAAGUCAGCAAAGUGAAAUUCAGAGAUUACAGAAAGAAUUGAGUCAAUUGCAACAUGAGUUAAAAGUGAAACAGAGACAAUCACAAGUCUUCAGUCAAAGAUUGAUGGAGUACAAAUAUUUCUGGAAUAAGACUCUUUCAUUACUUACUUUUACUAAAAGGGAGAUAACCAGUAUUAAAAAUGAAGUAUAUGAUCAUUUUCAAAACUGGACUUCACUGAAAAGAGAAGUUUUUCUUCAAAUUAAAUCCAUAAGUGAAGCAGCCUUGACAGAAAUCGAGAUACUAAAUAAAAGUUUGGCAGUGUCCCAGAGAAAUAAGGUAUGCCUUGAAGAGGAAAUGAAAAACCUGAAGUUGUUGUCAGAUGCAGCGGUACUGAGGUCUCAGCAGAUGCAAACAUCUAAACAACAGGAAGUGAACUUGCAAACCAGAUGCCAUGACUUGCAAAAAGAAGCACUAGAUUUACAAUGUCAAGUAGAGGCACUUGGGCUAAAACUUCAGAAGGCACUGACUGAGCUGGACAACUGUAAAGAAAAGCUCAUGAAUAAGUCUAAUGAAGCUGAUGACUGUCAAAGAGAACUUAGAAAACUGAAGUUUGAAUCCAUUAUUUCUGAAUCAAGGCAUACUAGAUUGCUUAAAGAGAAAGAAGACUCUUUAAUGGCUUGUCAACAAAUAUAUAAAACUUUACAGGAAGAACUGACUGCAAAAGAAAGUCAAGAAGAAGACAUAAAAAGGAGAAUUAACCUUGCAGAAAAUGAACUAGAGAGAACCAAAAUUCUUCUGAAUCAGACAAAAGAAGAGGUUAUAACACUGAAAAGUGAAAGAGAAUUGAUGCUGAUUUCACAUCAGAAAAACAUUGAGCAGCUGCAGGAAACCCUUAGACAGGAGCGGUUGGAUAAUGAUAACCGGAGGGAGAAGGUUGAAGCUGAACUCGCCAAGGAAAGAGCCCAACGUUUAACUGAAUUUGAGGAGCAAGCUCUUUUCUUUAAAGAAGAAGCUAAACUGGAACUUGAUAUUGAAAAGGAGAAACACCAAGAAAUAAUCCAAAAGUAUAAGGAAAAGCAAGAGGAGCUGCAAAUGAAGAUACCUGACUUAAUCGCAGGCGCUACUAGAGAUCUAAGGCUGGAAGUCACCACUCUUGAAAAAAAACUCCAUGAAUCCCGUGUCCAAUAUACCAAAGCAUCUGAGUCAAAGGAGAAGGAAAUUGAAAACCUUAAAAAUCUGGUUGCAGAAUUUGAAUCUCGCUUGAAGAAGGAAACUGACAAUGGUGAUUUUGUUUCAGAGAACUUGAGGAAGGAAAUGAAACAGAAGUCAGAUGAACUGGAAAGAGUAAUGCUGGCACAGACACAACUGAUACAGCAAUUCAAGCAGUCCCGGGAACAGGUAGGACCCAGACGAUGGCACCAUUGCAAUUAGAGAAAGAGCACAAGUUCCUUCAAAAAACAAACAAACGAAAACAUAAAAGGCAGCUUGAUGUCCUGCAAGAAGUUCUGGACUGUUAGUCAGGGACUUGGGAUCACAUCCUGGUUUUGUCCUUAACUAGACAGUCACUUAACCUUCCUGGACCUGGCUUCCUUUUCUGUAAAAUGAAUAUAUUGAACUACAUAAUCUCUAAGGUUUUCUCAGCACCUGGUUCUCCUGUGUUGCAAAUGACCUUUUAAAACCUCUGAGACUAACAAUCUUUAUGUCUUGCUCGUUUUGACAUUAAAUCUUUGCCAAAAAACUUUUAAAGCACUUGCUGCUUUCAUUCAAAUAAUAUUUGGAUAAUAUAUCUUCAAUGUAAUUUUCCUUUAGGGAUUUAUCUUUCUGUCAACGUAAAGUUAUAAGGUAAUUUACAUGUGUUGGCCUUCUUUCUUAUGUGUGAUUAUUUUAGCAAUGUUUUUAGUUAAACUGGAGUAACAUCUUUUGAUUAAAAAAUUUUUUUUCUAACAAAGUCUUAUUUCUGAACUGCUAAGCAG
Molecule: messenger RNA, 2457 nt
Organism: Miniopterus natalensis
Lineage: Eukaryota; Metazoa; Chordata; Mammalia; Chiroptera; Miniopteridae
Source: RefSeq, a predicted model, not a curated record